Mercurialis annua (annual mercury) is the source of this 1615-nucleotide messenger RNA. RefSeq names its product RNA-directed DNA methylation 4-like. The record is from RefSeq and is a predicted model, not a curated record. The transcript has 10 exons. Lineage: Eukaryota; Viridiplantae; Streptophyta; Magnoliopsida; Malpighiales; Euphorbiaceae. The coding region runs from base 119 to 1255 and encodes 378 amino acids.
AAUUAAACCAAAAUCAGCAACGUGAAUCCGUAGCUAAAAAGACUGACAAAUACACGACGACGGCUACCAAGCAAAAAAUUAAAAAAAAAAAACCCAGUGAAGCUUAAUUCCGCCGCUAAUGGCGUUUAUCAGUGAAGAAACCUCAAAGCCAGUGGUUGUAAGAGUUAAACGCAAAUCAUCACAUUCAAAACUCGACGCUUUCUGGCUUGAAAUUAAUGAGCGGCCGUUGAAGAGACGAGUUCCUGAUUUUGACAAGUUGUCACUUGAUGAUAAUUAUUCAUGUCAUGAACAAGUGAUAGAAUCAAAGGCUAAGAGGGUACUGGUACAUCAUAUUGAGACAGUUGGUAGCUCACAGACAACCCUCGAUGUUGUGCAAUCCUUUAUGUAUAAUUCUGCUGGCGCAGUCACAUAUAAACCAGAAAUUCAAGAACAGAAACAGAUUAUCAAAAGGGACACGAAACAUGAGGAACUUUUAUCAAAGGGCAUAAGUGAUCAACAGGUAUUGGCACAAAAUGCUCGUUUUGAACAAAUAUGGAGGAGACGUAGAGGAAGCAAACCAACAUUGGAUGAUAAACUGCAUGGCAUGUGCCAUUUUUAUGAUGUGGUUCGUGUUCAUGAUGAGGAAGGAUCUGAUGCUGUGCAAGAGGAGGAAACUAUGUCGUUGGAGGAUCAGAGAAUUCUUGAUAGACAUUUGCCUAUACCUAGAGACUGUAUACCAAGUGCCAUUGCAGAGAUUGAAUCUGAUAUUUACGCUUAUAUGUCUGAGCAAGGCUAUGAGUUUGUGCCUAGAUCAGUUGCAGAUAUUGAAACAGACAUGCACCGGUACUUAUGCAAACAAGAUGAUUAUGUCUAUGACUACUACACUGUGAAGGACGGCAUGGAUAUUGGUAAGGAAGAUGCUGCAAUAAGCUCAUUCCCAGUGUUACAAGUGGAGGAGGAGGAUGACGGCGACUUCUACAAUGGUCCAGAUCAUGACUCGGAAUAUGAUAGUGAAGAUUCCAACGUUGAAGCUCAUCCACAAAAUGAUUAUCCUGACGAAACUUCUGAGGAGAGUGCUUCAUCUACUGAAGAAGAAGAAGAAGAAGAAGAUUCUGCCAGCAUUGGAUCUAAAGAAGAACAAGAGAGCAAUAACUCGUGCGAUGUAUCAUCAGUCCAAUCACCUGAUGAUGCAUUCCGUGAUAAUGACGAUGAUAGUUUUGAUUUUAUGGAUAUCAACGAAGAUUUGCGUGAGAUGGAUAUAAACAAAGAUUCAUAAACAGACCGAUGAGUUUCUUGGCGAAUAUUCUUCCUUGCAGUGAUAUUUCCGGAGCUGGUAAAUCGACUUCUCCUACUUGUAUGGAUUCUAUGCUAUCUGGCAGUGCAAUCCCAUUUUUGCAGACAUCACUUUCAUGUUCUGGUUUAAUCAGAGGCAGCCCUUGCUCGACUCACAGGAGUAUAUACAACAGGAGCUGAAAGGAUUCUGUCUGAGAUGAAACAAAUUGAGGAGCAAAGAACAUAAAUUACUCAUAUGUAUACUAGUUUUUAGCAUUACACACAUCCGAGUUAUUUAUUUGACUCGUUAUUAAUUGUUAAUUUUACGAUUAUUUUUAAAAUAAUUAAGUUUUAAUUUUCAUAA